GGUACCGCCUGCGCGCUUCUACCCUUACAUGUGUUUUUCAGCCACUGGGAUCAAAAUGGUAGGCGGUGGAGAUGAACACCGGAAAGUAGAAGUCAUCGCGUCCCAUUAUUGGAAGAUCAUCGCGAUGCGCGACAGAAUCAUUUUAUACUGAUAUCGAAUGGUGUUUGGCACGCCUACCCUCAAUUAUUUUUCAAGUCAAAGUGACCACCUUUCCGACGAAUGCACAUGAUCUCCCAUUGUUACGACUUUCGUCAUGCUGAGAUACCAAUAGUGCUUUAAUUGAGGAUAACAGCGUGGCGUUAGUUGUUCAAAAUGUCAAACGAUGGAUAUGACUGGCUUUUAAAUAAUCCACGACCAGAUUUAUAUCACAUUGACCACAGAUAUGAACCUGCGUCUGGACUGGCACAAAGAGACCCGGCUCCAUAUGUCGGUGUGCCGCCAGCAUUACAAGCUUCUAUAGCAAAUACUUCCGCCUACCUUCACUCCCCGUUUCCUCCAACCAACCAGGACUAUAUGAGAACAGAUGUUCCCUAUGCAAAUCCCACUGCUCAGUAUCAGCCUGCCGUUUCUAUGCCAGGUUAUUACCAGGGACAGCCGCCUUACUCUACACCGUCAACCGCUCCAGUGACCUCCCAAGGACAAGUUUCUCACCUGCCCCUCACAGAUUCCACCAUUCCAUGGAAAUCAUACACACCCAGAAAGUCAAAUGAUGGCCAUGAUACGAAAAGGCGCCGUACAGACACUUCUAUGCCAUCAAACCAGCCCAGCGUGAUAUCUACAGUCACUCCCGCCACGUCGAAGCCGGCCUCAAAAGAAAAUAUCUCGUCCUUCUCCUUCAGCCCCCGUGAUACUACAGACAGAUCAUUCCUCAAGAACCGCAUGGAUAUCGUCAAACCCCUUAGCAAGGUAGAUGCUGCUGUAAAACUCAGUUAUGACCCGCGGACGAUCGCCAGAGAUGUGUUAAUCGCAUCCGGGCGACAUCCAACGGAACCGGCAUUAAACCAUCACCUCGUUCGCUUGCGCGAUAUUUUCCUCUAUGUCGAUAACUCAUCCGACUUGGAAACCUUCCGCUGGGAUAUGGUCGAUAUGCAGCGUGUAAAUAAGUCACGUGACUCACCUCUGGCGCCGAUGCAAGGUUCCGCUCCGCCAAAGGAACCGUCAUUACAGGGUACACCCGCGCCAACCAUACAAACACAAAGCCAACCCACGCAACAACAACCACUUCCACCGCCACCGCCGUCUCAAGUGCAACACCUCAGUCAACAACACUCAGAAACCACAGACCGAAUUCAAGCACAGUCGCCAGUGCCGACGAAACCCCGGGCUUUGCACAAACCCGUAGUACAGGUACCGACAAGAAGUCCAAGUAUUCAGUCGGGGAAGAUGGCUGGGAGGAGACCUGGGAGGCCGCCGGGACGUCCUCCGGGACGGCCUCCAGGACGGCCCCCAGGGACCUCAAAAAUCCAGAUGGUGGCUCCGUCCGCUCCCGCUACCCCGGUUCCUUAUCAGGUUUAUUCCUGCGAAUGGGACACCUGUAACGCUGAACUUCAUAACCUGGAAAUGCUCGCAAAACAUAUUUACAAAGUGCACGUACCGUAUGCCCUCACCUGUGGAUGGAAGGGCUGCACCUGCGAUGACAAGUUCCCUGCAGCCGAACUAGUGAAGCACAUUCGAGGUGCUCAUCUUGAUCCCAUUGCCUGGAAGUUAGGUGAUGGACCAUCAGUGCCUGGAACUGUUCAAGGUACAGCUGGCCACAGCCCGGUUCCUUCGACUAUCCCAGAGUCCCAUAUAGCGGGCGGCGAGGACUCACUUAUUUUUCCAGCUCAUCAAACUUCAAUCCGAGCAUUUAAUCUCGUGCAUGGGCAUAAUACACAGCGUGACAAGGCCCAGGGAAUCUUCAAGGCGGUCCAGAGGCUCAAAGAACAGAUUGGUGUUGGGUUGGAUCCCGGCGGAUGUCAGUUGGCUACUCCCGCCCGGAAUGAGAGAGUGAGCAACGAGGAGGAUGUCUACGAAGUGAAAAUCGAUAGUUAGAACAUACGCGUGAUACCCCAUUGCAUCUCUUGGAAUCGUAUCGUAUCCUACAUCGCACAGGGUUGGUGCCGAUUCCAGGAAGUGGCGUUCGGCUGGUUGCGAUUCC
Aspergillus pseudonomiae is the source of this 2137-nucleotide messenger RNA. Its product is annotated as putative C2H2 finger domain protein. The record is from RefSeq and is a predicted model, not a curated record. The transcript has 2 exons. Lineage: Eukaryota; Fungi; Ascomycota; Eurotiomycetes; Eurotiales; Aspergillaceae. Bases 313 to 2031 code for a protein of 572 amino acids.